Durio zibethinus is the source of this 2740-nucleotide messenger RNA. RefSeq names its product protein FLOURY 1-like. Lineage: Eukaryota; Viridiplantae; Streptophyta; Magnoliopsida; Malvales; Malvaceae. The record is from RefSeq and is a predicted model, not a curated record.
UGCAUUGAAAUCGGUCCGUAUGGUAGAGAUAUUUAUUUCCCUAGAUUCUCAUCCACCAUCAAAAUUUGGCCGACUCCUUUGAAUAAGCGAAUAUUAUCGUAAUCAAAACUCCAACGCCCCUCGUUUUCUUCGCCUCUUGUCUUCUCGUAUCCCAAUAAAAACCCACACUGAUCACGGAUACUGUAAAAUAACUGCCACCUCUCUCCAUGAACAAUCCCCAUCUGAUCUUUUUCUGUAACACUGUAAAACAAAUGCAACCAAUCUCUCUCCUUGAGCAAUUCCCAUCUGAUAUUUUUCUUUAACAAGUAAUUAUGCCCGAUGGGUCUUCUCUCUUGUAGAAGGUCAGUGAUAACCAAAUAUCAACACUCUGUUUUCCAUUGUUAUGAAUUCUAAACGAAUGAAAGAAAAAGAAAAAAAAAAACUUGGUGAAAUCUGAAUGCCUGUUUCUUGCUUAUGUUACAAGUUUUUGAGCCUUUCAAGAUUUUAUUAAGAGAUAUAGAUAAUAAGAGUGGAACGAAGCUAUUGGACCCACAUGCAGAUUCUGGUUCAGUUUGUUUUGUUGGUGAUUGUCUGUUCUGUUCUCGAGUUGCACAAGCGGGUUUUUGAGGUUUUCUUGGGGGCUUUCAUGAUGGACUUUGUUUCAUUCUUGAAGCUUUUGAGUCCAGGAAAGGAAGUUUUUGGAUGUGGGUUUUUGGUGUUUGGUCGUUUCUCAUAUGUUUUUAAUGUCUUGGGUCUGUUUCUGAUGAUUGGUAUGGGGUUAAAGUUUUGGCAAAUUGGUUUGACUAAUAAGGGUAUAAUGCAAUUUUUAUGUGAUGUUGGAGGGAAAUCGAAUGAUUUGAGAGGUGGGAUUUGUUCAAAACAUGACCUGGAUGAAGUUUAUGAUCCAAAGAUUAGGGCUUGUCGGUCGGUUUCAUUGAAACUUGUAGACAAUUGCAAAGAACUUGUCAAUGGAGAUAUUAAUGGUAAAGCAAAAUAUGCUGUAGAAGAGGAUAGUGAUGAAAAAGAAAACGAAUGCUGUCCUGAAGAUAAAGAAUUUGACGUAACGGCAUUGAGGAAUUUGGUUAAAAUUGAAAAGAGAAGAACAAAAGCUGCUUGUCAAGAGCUUGAGAAGGAGAGAAUAGCAGCUGCAUCAGCGGCUGAUGAAGCAAUGGCCAUGAUUUUGCGCCUUCAAAGCGAGAAGAGUUCAAUGGAAAUUGAAGCUAAUCGGUACAAGCGAAUGGCAGAGCAGAAGCAGGAAUAUGAUCAACAAGUUAUUGAAUCAUUGCAAUGGAUUGUAAUGAAACAUGAGUCAGAGAGGAGUUUAUUGGAAGAUCAACUGCAGUGGUGCACACAGAAGUUGAAGCUUUAUAUGAGAGAUGAUGAAUUAGACCAAUUUGAACUUGAUGCAGGCAUCAGCCUUUCUCAUGCUACUCAGGAAGAUGGUAUGCAGAAUGAAUUAGUUAGCUCUACUGAAACUGAAACUGAAACUGUGGUAUUGUAAGUUGUUGAUUAUAUUUCACUUUAGGCUUUAGGGUAAGUUUACUACAGUUAGGUGCUUAUCUUUUCAUGUUUGGAGAGUGAUUAAAACGUUACAGCAGAGCUAAUAUCUGUUCUUUAAUUUGUUUCUUCUCCAAAAUUUGAUUUUCUUAGAUUAUUUGUUCCCAUACAAAAUGUAGCUUCAUGUCCACUAAUGUAGAUCUAUAAAUGCAUUUAUCGAGGGAGCAUUUAACAAAGGAUUUGCCAAAGAAAGGAUCCAUAUAGUGUGCCAUAUUGCAUUUUUUCUCUAAUUCAUUGUCACAUUUUGAGCAUUAUAAGGAAUUUAGUACACACUACAUCAUUGAUGGUUGAAGCAUUUUCACUAUGACCAUUUUAAUGUCGAUGCAAAAUUAAAUAUUAGUGAUGUGUCUUCUUGGGAUUGCGGAAGAUGUUAGCUGCUAUAGUUCCAUUUCUGAGCAAUGUACAAUGACUUAUUCACCAAGAAAGACUUACAUUCUGCUAUGAGCAUGAUAUUAUGAGCAAAAUUUGUCUGGACUCCUCUUCUACACUUACACAUGUUCGAGGUCUAAUAUGGUGAGUUUUCUUUAGGAAAUCACAUACUUUAAGAAAAGAUAUAAAUACAGUUAUUUCCACCAUCUUUUAAUUUGAAAUUUCUCUAUUUAUAGGCAGCCAUAGAUCAUACAGAUAUGCAGACUAUAGAUAGCUACCUAAUAUUCCAGUUAGAAGAAAAGGAAACUAGGAUAAAUUGUUUCUAAGUUUGUGAUUUAUUGUUAUUUGAAAUGCAAAGGGCACAUUCAGAGUAGUUCUAUGAGAGACUUUUUUUGUUGGACGGAUGAGUUCCGGCCCUACAUGGCAACUAUAACAAUCUUUCCUAAUUUCUACAACCUUUCCACUAGAACCAUGGUGGAAAUAUUAGCAACCGAGUUAAUAUUGGUUCAUAAUCCGUCAUGUCAUUUGUUAGUGAAUUCUUUACUUCAUAUUUGUGCUGCAGUCAUGUAUUGGUAAAUUGAGGAUGUCUGCCUGUUAUAUACAUUGCUGGUUCCAUGCGUUAACAACAUGGUUACAGUGUCUUUCAACAAUUAUUUCAUACUUAAGUUUAUUAUCUCCCUUCUGCCUUUAUAUUCAUUUCAUUAAGCCAUCUGACUAUUUAGCAAUUACAACAUUUUCUUUACUCGUAGGAAGAUUUGUUCUCUCUACUUGGAUUGAUUAUGCUUUCAUACUUUGAUAUCUGGAAAUGUUUCAUUUCUGUUAUGUUCUUGAACAA